AUGGUUAGGAAGAGCACCGACCAUUCCGACUCUUAUGACAGACGACGAUUUGGAAAAGGCACAAGAAGCACAGGAGAUGGAACAGGGUAUCCAUGGACAGAAGAGACACAGCGUCGAAACUCUGAAGCCAAGCAAGACAGCACCCAAUUUGCCUCUUCAGGAGGAAUACAUACAGGUCAGUCCCGUGCGAGCUCCGUCAAGAGCCCGUGUAAGAGCUUCGGUGACGGAUACCGAUCUUCGAGACAUUCUUCAGAGCACAGAACUGCGACUUCGAGAUGGAACGAGCCGGUCACCCAGCAAGAACUCCCGAAGCUCACCAACAAAACGGCCACCACAAAAGAUCUCGUCGCUGAGAAGCACCCCUCGCAAGAACUCGCCCACAAAGACUCCCCAUAG
Molecule: messenger RNA, 396 nt
Organism: Fusarium graminearum PH-1
Lineage: Eukaryota; Fungi; Ascomycota; Sordariomycetes; Hypocreales; Nectriaceae
Exons: 1
Coding region: 1-396 (131 amino acids)
Source: RefSeq, a predicted model, not a curated record